Messenger RNA from Pseudophryne corroboree (corroboree frog), 4021 nucleotides. RefSeq names its product solute carrier family 2 member 10 (gene SLC2A10). The record is from RefSeq and is a predicted model, not a curated record. Gene Ontology annotation, molecular function: D-glucose transmembrane transporter activity; symporter activity. Gene Ontology annotation, biological process: D-glucose transmembrane transport; circulatory system development. The transcript has 7 exons. NCBI's taxonomy places the organism in Eukaryota, Metazoa, Chordata, Amphibia, Anura, Myobatrachidae. Bases 666 to 2333 code for a protein of 555 amino acids. Gene Ontology annotation, cellular component: membrane.
UGUUAGUGUGCCUCGAGGACUGCGGUUGGGAAUGCCUGACCUACUGUACAGACUGUGCACCUCUCAUUUAAUGCAUCGUUUGGAGAUGAGCAACAUCUCACAAACUAGAGGAAGAGACAGUAUAUCAACAAAACAGCAAUUAGUUUUGUUUGCUCAGCUGUAGAGCAAGUUAGACCAUAGAAAAGUCAAGUUGUUUACUUUGGAUUGAUACACAGUUCCACGUCAUUUUUAAAUGAAUUCCAGUUUUGUUAUUUGAACUAUAAUGUAAAUGGGUAACUAUUCCCGCACAUUAACUGCUACUUCUGCUAUACUUCAGCUGCAGCAAUGCAAGAGGCUGGGUCACACAGCACACUGCAUACAACAGCAAAGUGAAAAAGUUUUUUUCCCCCCUUUGCCACGUCCUCCUCCUCCAACUUCCUGGCCAGCGAUCCCUCCUCCAGGUUGCAGCUGAGUGUUCUAGGCUGAUAAUCCUAAGAAAGUUGCAGCUAGGAGAGCACCUUUCAGAUGGAGGAGGGAUGUACCCUAUUUUAGCGGUGGAGCGUGCCAGCAUCAGCAGCAAGGCUACCAGCAAGUGACAUUCCCUGUAUUGUAAUUGGAUGACUGUGCAGCAAGAAGAGAUGCUACAUCUAAGAUGAAAAGAUACUGUCAGUGACCUUCACUUUGAUAUGGGUCUCCCGGCAGCCACCCUCCUGUUGUCAGCCACAGUUUCGUUGUUGGGAGGGCUGAUAUUUGGAUAUGAACUUGGAAUAAUCUCUGGUGCCUUACUCCAGCUUAAGAAUGCUUUUUUACUCACCUGUUUCAAACAGGAGGCACUGGUGAGCUCAAUUCUGAUUGGAGCACUUUUCGCCUCAAUUAUAGGAGGCUUCCUAAUUGACCGCUUUGGGCGAUGGACAUCCAUAAUCUCAAGCAAUGUGUUGGUGCUGCUAGGAAGCUCAAUUUUAAUAUUUUCAAGAUCUUUCUGGUCUUUGAUUAUUGGACGUGUUGCUAUUGGUUUUGCGAUAUCCAUCUCAUCAAUGGCAUGCUGCAUCUAUAUUUCAGAAAUCGUCCAGCCGCACCAGCGUGGUAGGCUUGUGUCUCUUUAUGAGACUGGUAUUACCAUCGGCAUUCUAACUUCAUAUGGAAUGAAUUACUUUUUCUCCAGCUCAAAUUCUGGAUGGAAAUACAUGUUUCUAGUGGCUGUUUUCCCAGCUAUUCUACAGCUUAUUAGUAUUCUCUUUCUCCCAUCCACACCUACUAAGAUAAAUACCUCAGGACAAGAAUCCCAGAGUGGCACUAUUCAGCUAGAAGAUUUUGCGGCAAUAGAAGAUGUUAAACCAGCUUCAUCCAUGAGGGUUUACUCAUUUCUGGACCUCUUCCGCUCCAGGGACAAUAUGAGAACGAGGACUUUAGUGGGUUUAGGAUUGGUGCUUUUUCAACAAUUAACCGGACAACCUAAUGUACUUUAUUAUGCAUCAACCAUAUUCCGAGCAGUGGGGUUUCAGAGCAAUUCUUCGGCUGUGUUGGCAUCUGUAGGUCUUGGGAUAGUGAAGGUUCUCUCAACACUGGUUGCAAUGAGCUAUGCAGAUAAAGCUGGAAGGAGAAUUUUACUUCUUGCUGGCUGUAUAAUAAUGGCCAUUUCUGUAACUGGAAUAGGUUUUGCAAGUUUUAUGGUCAAAUUGGACACAUAUAAGAGUUGUGAAUCCAUUGCACAACUUAAUGCAUCCUCUUCUGUAUCUAACUCUUCCGUAGCAUUGGAAUCUAUUAGUGACAUCGCUAUAUCUAUUGAAGCCCAACGGAGUUCCCCCAUGACUAGAACACAGGUAUUUACAACAGGGUUCAUUAGCAGGAACACUUCCAGUCCCCAAGGCACCUCUCUCUCCAGCAUUGAGCCGGAUCAUUCCGUUUUAAAUUGGAUUACUCUUUUGAGUUUGAUGGCAUUUGUAAGUGCUUUUUCUAUUGGAUUUGGACCAAUGACCUGGUUGGUACUCAGUGAAAUAUAUCCCACUGAAAUUCGAGGUCGAGCAUUUGCUUUCUGUAACUGCUUAAACUGGGGAACAAACCUGCUGAUCACACUGUCAUUUUUAGAUGUCAUUGAAUCCAUAGGUCUGUCCUGGACAUUCUUCAUGUAUGGUCUGAUGGGAGUUGUGGCUACUGUAUUUAUUUACUACUUUAUUCCGGAAACAAAAGGACGAACACUUGAAGAAAUUGAUGAACAAUUCUCAGAUAAAAGUUUCAGAUUCAUCAACGGGAAUCCGUUAUGUGGGAGGUUUGGAAUAAAACCGUUAUCUGAACCGGAGUACCAAAGAAUGGGGCAACCGAACACCUCAGACUCCAGCUUGUCGAGUGGCUCCUGAUAAUGUUAUUGUAGAGAGAAAUAUCACACGGAGAAAGCCCUUGGAACAUUGCAAUGCUUAUCCCUUUUUGAAGAUCUCUCUGUGCAACCAGAACUCACUCAGACCUUACAGGACACAGGGGGAGAUGUAUCAAUCCUCUUCCCUGAACAUGAUUUCUUUCUGCUUUCAGUCUACCCCAGGCAUACCCACCCUUGAUCUUCAAGGUAUACUAACAGUGCAGGUUUUAGUGAUUAUUUCCAGGCUUCAUCACAGAUGUUAAAUAAAAAUAACUGAGGUACUAAUUAAUCCACCUGUGCUCAAGCAUGGAUAUUACUAAAACCUGGAUUGUUAGUGUGCCCUUAAGAUCGAGUUUGGGAAUGCCUGGUCUACCCCAACACUUUUUUCCUACAUGUAUAGAUUUCAUUUUAUUUAUUUUUGCUACAAAAAGCUUGUAGUUCGUUGUUUUACAGGCAGGGCUGCCAGGAAAAGUCCUGUGCCCAGUACUUUUAUGGGGGCAUGUCCAGUUGAUGGGGCAUGGCCAUGCCCCAUUGUUAUCAGGCCCGCAUGGUGUAGUUCUGCUACUGGGGGGGGGUGUGGUAACAUAAUUCUUGGCUUGUCACCUACAGACAUUUCUAGUUGGGUUGCAAUUCCUACCAACAGCCAAACAUCCAAAAAUCCCUCAUUAUUUAAAAAGGGUUUCUGAACUUAAAAAGAGAAUCAGUAACUCAAACCUAGUGCCGUCUUCAGCAGCCCCAUAUUCCGCUGAUCUCCUGAGUACAUUCAGAAGAUGAAGGGUUUAGGAAUGCGACUCAAAUCAAUUGCUGAGAUUGUGUGAGAUUGAUAGCUAGGCCAUUGAUUCCUAAAUCCGGUCCUUAAGGCACCGCAAUAGUCCAGGUUUUAAGGAUAUCCAUUGCUGAGCACAAAUGCUUAAAUCAAAAUGACCGCGGUACUAAUUAAAUCACCUGUGCUCAGUCAUGGAUAUCCUUAAAACAUAGGGGCUAUUCAGAUCUGAUCGCUGCUGUGCGUUUUCGCACAGCAGCGAUCAGGUCUGAACAGCGCAUGCGUCGGCGCCGCAGUGCGCCGGCGCAUGCCAGACAGCCGACAGCUGCCUUAACUCUGCGAUCGCCUCUGCCUGAUUGACAGGCAGAGGCAGUCGCUGUGCGGGAGGGCGCGGGCCGGUGGUAUUUGGCCGCCGUUUAGGGGGCACGAUCCGGGCAACGUUGGGGCGGGCCGUGGCGGCUGUGUGACAUCGCAUGCAGCCGCUGCGACCAUCACAGCGAUAAGUAGCUCCCUGCCAGCGUGCAGGAGCUGCGCUGGCUGGGAGCUGCUCUUCCAGUACAAAAGCAUUGUCGCUGUGCGAUGCUUUUGUACUUGUGCGGGGGUGGGGUGGGGGGGUCGGGCCUGACAUGCGGGGCGGACUGGCCCUGUGCUGGGCGUCCCACCGCAUGUCUGAAGACUGAUUGUAGAGGCGUUGCCUCUACGAUCAGGUCUAAAUUAGGCCCAUAGACCGAUGGGAUGCCUUAUGGAUUGCUUUUGGGAACCACCUAACUACUGUAGGCCAAACGGUCGGUUCCAUAUGUAAUUUGAAUUAUUUUAAACUGUAUUGUUUUUUUCAUACAUCAAUAAGGAUAUCUGUCAGAUUAAGUGUUUUUAUAUUUUUGACUUUACUGAAAAAAAAAAAAAUUGUGAUCAUGGUUUCCUGAUGACUC